CUGCUGAAAGAGACCGCGGCUUGAUCUUCACGUAGCCCCCCCCCCCCCCCUCCUGCGCGUGUGUCCGAGUCUUGCGUCCGCGUCAGCCCGCAGCAGUCACUCACCCACCCAUCGAGCGCCCUGCACUCUACCACUCCGUCACUCACUCACUGACUCGACCCACUCUCACACCCCCUUCACCGAUGGAAGCCAAGGCGGUGUCUGCGAUGCUUCUUCUAGCUCUGGCCAACUGUGUCCUCGUGUCUGCUGCGAGAGGUUCCUUCUCGUCCAUGGAGGAGGCGGCGAUGCCCGACAGUGACAGCCCCCUUACCAAGGACUACCUGGCGGAGAGCGUCCACGAGGAUCCCUACCGGGAUAGUUUCGACCGCGCGUCUCCAGACGCCGCGGGUUCCUCCUCGUCUGAGCAGCUGCUGCUCAGCCGCCUGGCGCGCGCCUUCAUGCACUUCCCGCAGCGGUUCGGGCGCGCUGGGCCCUCGUCCCUCUUCCAGCCACAGCGGUUUGGCCGUGGAUCAAACGAUGACGAGGAGGUUCCACCCAGCCUCUUCUACCGGCGCAGCUGGGGAGCGCCGGCCGAGAAGUUCUGGAUGCGCGCCAUGCCCCAGCGCUUCGGCCGCAAGAAGUGACCCCAGUGACACGGACGCCACCCCCACCACCCCUCAUCGCCACGAGGGCACGCAGCCAGCACCGCCAGCACUCACCAACACGACCCACCACUCCCUCAAGACCCCCCACACUCUCCACUCUCCCAAGACCCCCCACACUCUCCACU
Messenger RNA from Petromyzon marinus (sea lamprey), 769 nucleotides. RefSeq lists its product as uncharacterized. Lineage: Eukaryota; Metazoa; Chordata; Hyperoartia; Petromyzontiformes; Petromyzontidae. The record is from RefSeq and is a predicted model, not a curated record. Gene Ontology annotation, molecular function: neuropeptide hormone activity.